Syzygium oleosum is the source of this 1229-nucleotide messenger RNA. RefSeq names its product protein CONSERVED IN THE GREEN LINEAGE AND DIATOMS 27, chloroplastic. The coding region runs from base 136 to 1098 and encodes 320 amino acids. The transcript has 7 exons. Lineage: Eukaryota; Viridiplantae; Streptophyta; Magnoliopsida; Myrtales; Myrtaceae. The record is from RefSeq and is a predicted model, not a curated record.
UCUUACACUCGAGUUCCUCUCCAUUCCGACAAUAUCUGAACCAGAGAGGAUCCUCAUGAACUGAAAAAACCAAAACCAAAAAAAUAUAUUCUCUCUUGAGGAUUUGAAGUUGAACAGCUUCUGUUCUGGAGCUAAAUGCUGAGGCUGUAUGUGCACUGCUCUCUCAAUCUGACCCCUUCUUGUGCAAGACAAGUUCAAUUCGCCAGUGGAAGCUAUGGUUCUUGGUGGGUCAUUAAUAAGCCUAGCAGAACCAAGAGGCUGCUUGGAGAAAUCUCUCUCAAGGCCUUGAAGGACGAGACAAACGGUGGCAGCGGCGGAGGCAGCGUUCCGCCGGGGAGGAGCUGGGAACCUGGGCUCGAGAUCGAGGUCCCAUUCGAGCAAAGGCCGGUGAAUGAAUACUCAUCGCUGAAGGAUGGACCGUUGUACUCGUGGGGUGACCUGGGACCAGGAGAACUUUUCCUCAGGCUCGGGGGUCUCUGGUUUGUGACUUUCACAGUUCUCGGAGUGCCGAUUGCAGCUGCAAGCUUCAAUCCUGCGAGGGAACCUUUACGAUUCGUGCUUGCAGCGGGGACAGGAACUCUUUUCCUUGUGUCGUUGAUUAUCUUAAGAAUUUAUUUGGGAUGGAGUUAUGUUGGCGAUAGGCUUUUGUCAGCAGUGAUACCAUACGAAGAGAGUGGAUGGUACGAUGGGCAAAUGUGGGUGAAACCGCCCGAGGUCCUGGCUCGUGACAGGCUUCUGGGAUCAUACAAGGUUAAACCGGUCGUCAAAUUGCUGAAGCAAACAUUAGUCGGAACGGGGGUGUUGCUAGUAUCAUCAGUGAUGUUAUUCAUCUUCGCCACUCCGGUCGAGGACUUCUUCAAAAGCACAUUCGCACCGAAGGAGAGCCCAUCAGCUGUGGUUCCUGCUUCAAAGAUGAAUUCAAAGUUCAACAUCAACAAGGAGGAAUUACUAAGAUUGCCCUUGGAUGUGAAGGCUGACGAUGAUCUAGCAGCAGCUGCGGCCGAGGCUGCUGACGGUAGGCCGGUCUAUUGCAGGGAUCGGUUUUACCGCGCGUUGGCCGGUGGACAGUACUGCAAAUGGGAGGAUCUAAUUAAGUAGAGUAGCCCAAAAGAAGGGUUAUGCACUUGUAGUGUACUUUCAUUUUUCAAGUUCAUUUCUUAAGUUCGGUGUACUCGCAUUGCAGAAACACGAUAAACGUGACAGCAAUUCUGACUUCCUCAUCUUACAUA